Molecule: messenger RNA, 675 nt
Organism: Sclerotinia trifoliorum
Lineage: Eukaryota; Fungi; Ascomycota; Leotiomycetes; Helotiales; Sclerotiniaceae
Source: the annotation of a GenBank genome assembly
CUUUUUAGACUUAGCGUAAUACUAAGGGUUUCUCGAUUCCUACACUUCACACAAAGAACGUUCGUUUCGAGACCUUACAGAAAAUCUACCACAACAACAAUCCACAAUGGCGAUCCUUCCAGCAACAAAGACUACCGGCUUUCUAAAGAUAGUCAAACAAACCAUCCAUCUACGCUGUCACGUGAAACCCAAUGUCAGCGCGUCAAGAGCAGGCGCCAUCAAGCCGUUUUCAGACACAUCUUCCUCACUCGAAGUAUGUGUCGCUGCACCAGCACGAGAUAAUGAAGCAAAUGAACGGGUCGUUGAACUUCUCAGCGAUGUAUGAAAUUUGGUUUCUUAAUGUCUGAUUUUAUUGUUACUCGUUUUACAAUAUGAUGUGAAAGGUUGAUUUUUUGACAAUAUCUAGAUAUUACUAUGUCCAAAAACAGACUUGGAAGUUAUUCGUGGAAAGAAAUCGAUGGAUAAGGUUAUUGCGUAUAAAAGCUUAGAAGGUUUAUGGAUAAAUGAUGCUAUUGCUAAAGUGACUGUGAAGGAGCUUAGACAACGCUUGCAGGAAGCAAGUAGAGAUGCCGAGGCUUGAUAGAUUAUGGAAACUCGUUUUUUUCCAUCUUUGUCAAUAGUACGCACAAUAUGAUGAAUCUUUCAAUCGACCUACAUAACCUAUUUUUCAAACCU